AGGCGGCGGAGGCCAGGGAGGAAGAUGUCGUAAUGAGCGAUCCACACACCAGCAUGGCUGCCACUGCCGCUGUCAGCCCCAGUGACUACCUGCAGCCCGCUGCCCCCACCACCCAGGACUCCCAGCCUUCUCCUCUAGCCCUGCUUGCGGCAACAUGUAGCAAAAUUGGCCCCCCGGCUGUUGAAGCUGCUGUGACCCCGCCCGCUCCGCCCCAGCCCACACCUCGGAAACUCGUUCCUAUCAAACCUGCCCCUUUCCCGCUCAGUCUCGGCAAGAAUAGCUUUGGAAUCUUGUCUUCCAAAGGAAACAUACUUCAGAUUCAGGGGUCCCAGCUGAGCACGUCCUAUCCCGGAGGGCAGCUGGUGUUUGCGAUCCAGAACCCCGGCAUGCUCAACAAGGGGAGCCGCUCCAGUGCCAGCAUCCAGUACCAGGCCGUCCCCCAGAUCCAGGCAAGCAGUUCCCCGACCAUCCAAGUGCAGCCCAGUCUCACCAACCAGAUCCAGAUCAUCCCUGGUACCAACCAAGCCAUCAUCACCCCCUCACCGUCCAGCCACAAGCCCGUCCCCAUCAAGCCGGCCCCCGUCCAGAAGUCCAGCACGGUCACCACCCCCGUGCCGAGCGGAGCCAACGUGGUGAAGCUGACGGGUGGGGGCAGCAACGUGACAUUGACUCUGCCGGUCAACAACCUUGUGAACACCAGUGACCCCGGAGCCACGGCCCAGCUCCUCACAGAGAGCCCUCCCACCCCGCUGUCCAAGACAAACAAGAAAGCUCGGAAGAAGAGCCUUUCGGCCUCCCAGGCCCCCGUGGCCGUGGCGGAGCAGGUGGAGACGGUGCUGAUCGAGACCACGGCAGACAACAUCAUCCAGGCCGGAAACAACCUGCUCAUCGUGCAGAGCCCUGGGGCCGGCCAGCCGGCCGUGGUCCAGCAGGUCCAGGUGGUUCCCCCCAAGGCUGAGCAGCAGCAGGUGGUGCAGAUCCCCCAGCAGGCCCUGCGGGUGGUGCAGGCAGCCUCCGCCACCCUCCCCACAGUGCCCCAGAAGCCCUCCCAGAACUUUCAGAUCCAGGCGGCUGAGCAGACGCCUACUCAGGUCUACAUCCGCACGCCGUCCGGUGAGGUACAGACGGUCCUUGUCCAGGACAGCCCCCCAGCCACAGCUGUGACCACCUCCACCACCACCGGUAACAGCCCCGUGGCCCGGGCUCCCCACAUCAGUGGGAGCAGCAAAAAGCAUUCAGCUGCCAUCCUCCGAAAAGAGCGGCCCCUGCCAAAGAUCGCUCCUGCCGGGAGCAUCAUCAGCCUGAACGCGGCCCAGCUGGCAGCCGCCGCCCAGGCCAUGCAGACCAUUAACAUCAACGGCGUCCAGGUGCAGGGCGUGCCUGUCACCAUCACCAAUACCGGCGGGCAGCAGCAGCUGACUGUGCAGAACGUCUCUGGGAACAACCUGACCAUCAGCGGGCUGAGCCCCACCCAGAUCCAGCUGCAGAUGGAGCAGGCCCUGGCCGGGGAGGCUCCCCCCGGAGAGAAGCGCCGCCGCAUGGCCUGCACGUGCCCCAACUGCAAAGACGGGGAGAAGAGGUCUGGCGAGCAGGGCAAGAAGAAGCACGUGUGCCACAUCCCUGACUGCGGCAAAACGUUCCGCAAGACGUCUCUGCUGCGUGCGCACGUGCGCCUGCACACUGGCGAGCGGCCCUUCGUCUGCAACUGGUUCUUCUGUGGAAAGAGGUUCACUCGGAGCGACGAGUUACAGAGGCACGCCCGCACGCACACAGGGGACAAACGCUUCGAGUGCGCCCAGUGUCAGAAGCGCUUCAUGCGGAGUGACCACCUCACCAAGCAUUACAAGACCCACCUGGUCACGAAGAACUUGUAAGGCCCCGAAGACACAGCCCCCAGUCAGCGUCCUGUCUGGGCCCCUGGCAGAAAGGUGGCCCCUGGCCCUCUGGGCCCUCGCUCAGCCCUCCCUCUAGUCCUGCGACUGUGGCCCACAGGAAGGGCUCUGCUGCCCCCAUCCCCUCCUCCUGAAGCCCCCUGCCUCCGGCCCAGCCCUGCCCUCCCCACCACAAGCUCCCGGCCCAUGGCCGUGCCCAAUGAGACGUUCUAAACCAGGACGAGUGGGACCCCUUAUUUCCAAAGGAAAAACCGUGAAUUUCACUCCCUCGAGGAGCAAAGUGAGCCCCCCCGCCACCCGAUCCCCUCCUUUUCCCAACACUGUCUGGGUGACCUAGAGCCUGAGUCGCCCUGUGCCAUGCCCCGCCCUGCCCCUCCCCUGUGCCUCCCUAGCCCCACCAGACAAGGCGGUCACCCCGGGCCCCGCACCCCCAGUUCCCCCUGGCACCCCCCUCUGGGGAGACUCCGGAGGCCGCCUCCACUCCACACGCCCCCAGCCCCUGCCACAACUCCUCCAGCACAUUCCAACUUUCUAUUUAAAACAUAAAGACCCCCAUGGACUCCUCCCGUUUUUCUACGGAGAACGUUGCCUUAUACUCUCUUUGAUGAACACUGUGUACUGUGUGCGCUUGACAGAGUUAGUUUAACGCUCCCCUCCGCUCCCCGUUGAGGGCUGGGCUCUUCACUUCCUCACUUGCAAUUCUCAUUUGUCAGCCACUCAGCAUUUCGACUCUGGACUCUGAUCAGAACGCUCUCACACACUGACCCGCCUCCCUUGCCCUCGCUCCACUGUGUACAGUGUAUAUUGUAUAAUAGGCAAUUGUGUCUACUACAUGUUUUAAAAACAUAUUGCUUGUUAUUUUUGAGGCUUUUAAAUUAAACAAAAAAUCCAAUUU
Molecule: messenger RNA, 2787 nt
Organism: Echinops telfairi (small Madagascar hedgehog)
Lineage: Eukaryota; Metazoa; Chordata; Mammalia; Afrosoricida; Tenrecidae
Gene: SP2
Product: Sp2 transcription factor
Exons: 7
Coding region: 33-1874 (613 amino acids)
Biological process (GO): regulation of transcription by RNA polymerase II
Molecular function (GO): RNA polymerase II cis-regulatory region sequence-specific DNA binding; DNA-binding transcription factor activity, RNA polymerase II-specific
Source: RefSeq, a predicted model, not a curated record